Molecule: messenger RNA, 5556 nt
Organism: Plasmodium fragile
Lineage: Eukaryota; Apicomplexa; Aconoidasida; Haemosporida; Plasmodiidae
Exons: 4
Coding region: 1-5556 (1851 amino acids)
Source: RefSeq, a predicted model, not a curated record
AUGAAAAACGUCAAGGAGAACAUCAUACAUUUUAAGGACCUAGCCAAGCAGCUGGAGGCAUGUAUACGGUACAACUCAGCAGAUAUCGAAGUGAUGCAAGACAUUUACGCGGAAUGUAAAAAAGACCUAAUGACUCUGGAGAAGUUAACGCUGGAGGCUCUGGAAAAGGGAAAUGCCCACUUGUUUGAGCAGCUAGUAGAGGCGUCCACCCACGUGAACCGAUCCAUCAAGCUGUUCGAAAGUUUCGAGAAAAGCCACAAGGACCGCAGACGGAGUUUUUCAGAAGGAGGAUGGUCCCCGCAAAAUGGGGCAAUUCAAAUGGCACACGACGAUAGGGAUUUUUCAAAAAAAAAAAAAUCGCACCAAGGGUAUAAAAAACAUGACAGUAAGAAGAGAGGGAAGAAAUACAAAAGUGUAGAUGACGAGGAGGAAGACAGCGACAAAAGAAAUCGAAGUGGAAGCCAAAGCAGAAGCCGUAGUAGAAGCGGAAGCUUUGGCAGAAGCCCCGGAAGAAGAAAAGAACAUGAAAAGAAGAAAAAGAAAAAGAAGGGAAAGGACAAGGAGAAAGGAAGAGGAAAGUACUUCCAAAGUGAUGAUGAAAAUGAUAGUAAAGAAAAAGACACAAAUGAUAAUAAAAAACUGGUAAAAUCAUACUCACUAGAUUCCUUUAACAAAGUAUUUGGCACCUUCCAUGAUACUAUGAACAUGCUCAGCAGCGAACUGGAAGAUGACCUGGACGAUUUUCAAAUAAAACAGAAAAAGAAAGAAAAAAAAAAAAAGAAAAAACAACAUGAUGGCAAAUUAAAGGGACCACACGAUGAUGAUAAUGAAAACGACACUGAAGACGCCUUCUUAAGUAACAAUCACAUCGAUUCGCUAGACGAUUUAAGUCCGCGAAGCAGCAACAGUACAAAGGGCAAAAAAAGCAAACGGGGAAAAGCAGUCAGCGCACACGGGAAACACCACCCAGUGGACAUAGUAAUUCACAUAUCAGAUAUUAUAAACGUUUCACCAAAUCUUAAAACGGUUUAUGUUUAUCUAACCCUAAAAUCAACAGAUAAAAAAAUUAACAUAAGAAAAAAAAGCAAAAGUAAAAACGUUGAUAAUUUUUCUGUAAACGUAUCAGAACUUUUUCAAUUCUCCGUUAUUCAUAACAAGAAGUUGUUCUUAUACGUAGAUGUAGUGGACAAGGAAAAAAAAAGUUAUUUUUACAGGUGCUUAAUAAAUUUGAAUGAUAAAAUUUUGAAGAAAGCUCGACUUCUUGUCCCUACGGCAUUUUUAUUAAAACAAGUUAGUGACAAUUCUGAUAACAACCGUGGUAACCAAAAUUUAAUUCCUACGAACCCGAUAAAAUUUCCUAUCACAAGUCAAAAUUCUAAAGGCGAAAAUGUCGACAAGGAUAUAAAAGAUUUCUCUUUUAUAUCUCCGACAGUGAAUACCUUUCCGUGGCCAAAUUCUGGGGAUCGUCGCGGAAUGAGUCAACAGCCUCUUAGUAACGCCCCAAAUGUUGACCUAUUCAGUCUUAACCCUACUGGCAGUAACCGUGUGCACAAUCGCCUGAACUAUUUUCCAAUGAGUGGGGCCAACCCCAACAACUUCUACCCCAUGAACAAGAACCUACGCAACAACCCGAAUUCGACAAAUUUCAAUUUUGCGCGCACAAAUAGAAACGGCCCCAAUUCGAACAACUUCAAUUUCGUAAGCAGAAACGUCGCAAAUGGAAAUAUGUACAAUUGGGCAAAUGGAAACCAGGGAUUUGGAACGCCCAAUUUUGGCACCCCCAACUUUGGAAACAAUAACUUUGCAGGGUCUUCUUUUGGAGGUCCAUCGUUUGGCGCCCCUUCAUUUGGGGGCCCAUCUUUUGGAAACCCAUCAUUUGGCGACGCCAACCGAAGCCUCAGUAACCCCACCUUUAGCAACUACAAAAGUGGCCAACCCUACAUGGGUCAAUCCAACUUCGACCCCUUCGCUCCUGAUCGCACCAACAUCGGCGAAAGCAAAAAAGACGCAAGCGGAUCCCCGCGGGUGGACUCCCCAAGUAUUAGAAUAACCACAGAAAACGAAAAAGCAAAGGAAGCGGAACAAAAAAAAGAAGAAGAAAAAAAAAAAAACGAGCUAGCUAAAAAUGAAAAGAAUUUCUCAAGUGACUGCUCCUACAUCAUAAUGAACAUUUUUCUAAAAAACAAAGAUUUUGAUCACGAAACGGAAUUAAUGAAACAGAACAAUUUGAAUCUGUACAAACAACUAUAUAACGUGUGCAACAAAGAAAAGGUGUACUAUGAAAAUAAAAAUAAAGAAAAUGAAAGAAAAAUAGAAGAACUAGACAAGGCAGUAAUGCUCCUCGAAUUGGACAACGAAAGUUACUUAGAAGCCAACAGCAAGUUGAAGGAAAUUAUCGAAUCGAACAAAGAAAUAAUUAAAGUAAUCGAAAAUAUUGUACAGAAGAAAAAUAAUAAAAUAGAAAAAUUGGAAAAAGAAAAUGAAAGAGUUGUAGAGGCAGAAAAACUUAUCGAAGAAAAUAAAAAAGAAAACGUUCUUUUGUCUCAACAAAUUACCAAACUCAGUAGCAAUUAUGAAGAAAAUAAAUUGAAAUUAAAAGAUUAUAAUCAAGUGAAUGAAAACCUGAACAGCAAGGUAAAUAAUUUGCUGUUCCAACUGCAAAAUGCCCAGAUGAAAAAUGAAAAACUUCUGCUCUACUUAUCCUACUUGGUAAAACAUAUACACAAAAACAGUUGCGACGAUGAUGCCAAUAUGUUAAAUUUAAUGAAAUUAAAAAAAAUUAAUUCAAAUGUACAAGGAUCACAAAUUGGUACGAAUUACAAGGAUAUGUUAGAAGACAUUACAAACAACUGCAAUUAUAUGAAGACUGGUUCCAAGUACGAAGAUAUUAUCCUCAAUAAUUUCAUCAAAAGUCAGAAAAAGGUUAAUGUGGACCCAAAGCAUUUGUAUAAAAUUCUAGGUAUACGUAAUGGUUCGAAAAAACAGAUUCUCAACUACAGCAGUGACAACAACAAUGAGGGAAGAAAUACUUCUAAGCGUAAUCUUCAAAAAGGGAUCCUCAUGACAGCCGAUCCUGAGGAUUAUAAAAGUGCUACUCUCUCGGACGAAUUGGAUGCAUCGCAGGAUGAAGAAAACGACAUUCACAUUGAUCAGUUUCUCGUCAAGGCAUAUAAAAAAUAUAUAAAUGCAACUUCAUCCACGGAAAUAAAUCAAGAGCAUCAUCUGCGAAAGGGGGAAAUCAAUCACCCAUUUUCAAACAGGAAGAAUAAGAAAAAAGAAAAACGGGGUGAAAAAAGUACACUAAAGGGAAUACCCCAAAUGACCUGGAGCAGCGAUGAAGAGAAGAAGAAAACACACAGACACUCCUUUGACUUGAAUAUGAAGCGAAUGGAUGAAGUACAAAGGGGGGAGGAAUCCCCCAGCAGGGGAAAAAGAAACGGCCAUCUACAGAGUGAUAAAGAAAAAAUUGAAACGAGACGAAUGCUAAAUGAGAUGAACAACAACAUCAAAAUUAGGCACCAUGCAAACGAUAUUUUCCAUGAUGAUUUUUUUAACCACUCUAGAGACUGCUCAGAUAACGACACGAAUAGCACAUUUUCCUUCAACGUAAAAAAUCACGCAAAAUGGGAUCACCUGAAAAAACAGAAAAAGGGAAAAAAGGAGAAGAAAAACGAAGAAGGGGAAAAUAAACAAAAUAAUAUUUCCGAAAAAGGACACCAAGAAUUAAACGAAAAGGGGAAGAAGCAGCAGAGGAAAAAGCCCAGUUAUGCGGUGAAACAAACAGGGGAAAGAAUUACAAACUUGAAGGGCAAAAAGGGCCUGCUCAGGGACAUCAUGGACCAUGAUGAUGCCGAGAAUUACUAUGAUGAUUAUGAUGGUCAUUUCCUCCCCUUGAGAACCAGACGGGAGAAGGAUGGUAGAAAAAAACACUCCCUAAGUAAUUACAAACAAAAAAAGAGAAACAAAUUGGUGUACAACGAAAAUUACACCUUUAGUAAUUGUGAAAUGUCCAAUGAUGACGCAUCCCAGGGAGGGGAAGGUCACUCCAAAAUGAAAAGUAAGAAAGAGAAGAACAUAGUUAGUGAUACUUGUUUAAACGAAAUGGGUAGAAGUAGACGCAAGCAGGGUAAGCACGGGGAGGGUUCACCCGUCUGGAAUGACCCCCUAAAGGAGAAGAAGAAACUGGACAAGGAAAAGGGGGGUCCCCAUCACGAUAACAGCCGAAAGAGUCAGAGCAGCAAAACACGGAUGGAGAACAAGGGGAAAGACCCCAAGAAUAAGAAAUUCAUCCACUUGAAAAAAAAAACAACAAACGACUACUUGAGUGAUUACAAAAGUUUCGAAAAAAAAUUUAACUACUUUGUUAAGGUGUCCAAAAAUCUCCAGGGAAGCCUUCUCUCCAAUAGCAGCGGCAAAUUAAGUUAUGCGGUAGAAUUAAAUAAAAAAAGCUACUUCACCAAUUUAGAAAGAAUUAUCAACAAGUGCAAUAAAAAGGAACAAACAUUUUCCUAUCUCGAUAGUUAUCUUAGCACACAAAUAAAGUCCAUGUUUUUAUCAGACGAUGAUAUAAAGAAGCAUAAGAAUAGGUUGCGAAAUUUUUACAGAAAAAAUACCAAGGGUAUCAUUUUUGAAAACAACCUUGUUAAGAUAUAUGCGAAACUUUAUUACGUGAACGAAGAUUCAGGAAAAAGCAGUGGGUAUAAAAAGGAAAAGUUGUUAACCCCCGACAAGAACGAUGCAAAUGGGGACGUGAGCAAAGUGCAUCCAUCUGCAAAUAACAGUGGUCCAUGCAAAAAUGAGGGCAAUAUAGUUAUGAACAGCAAAGACAGUGAUACCACCACUCGCAAGGACUGUAAAAAGAGCACGAUAAACAAACCAGAAAAAAAACUAAAAAAAGAAAAUAUAUAUAUGAAUAUAUACUUGAAAUCAAUUCUGUACAACAUCAUCUAUGUGAAAAGUGAUCUCAGUGAAAACAAAAUGGACCACGUCAAAGUUGUAAAAAGAAAUUUGAAAAAAAAUUAUAACAAAGUCACUGAAGAAAAUGAUUACAUAAAUUUAAAGAAAAACGAAAUUUGUUUACUGUACACCUUACGCUUUAAAAAAAAUCGUCUUCAAAAAGUGCCCCUGUUCUUAAAUGUAGAAUGCUUAAACAAUGACAAUACUACCAUCAAGUUGAAAAUCGCUUUACCCCUGCCACACCUAUACCUCCUGAAACCAAAUAGCUUUUAUCUUAACAGUUUUGUAAAAAAUUUCUCAGGAAAGCAAAAAUAUUAUUACAAAUCUUACAACUACAAUAUGCUGGAUUUUUCAACAUUCAAGGAUUUUAUCAAUUCGAUCAAACUGUACAAUUCCUUUAACGUUUUCCAUUUUGACUCCUACAACAUUCUGUACAGCACAUAUCCUGUUGAUAACAAAUCUAAGAUGCUUUUGCUAAUUGUGUGCGAUUUUGUGAAAAAAAAAAAUGGCGCUUCCAAUGACACGGUCAAGUUACAUUUCGUGUCUCUCUCCAACAGCUUGAUUAGCUUCUCCGUAAAUUUGUUUAAGCAAAUUUUGUAG